AUGAAAAGUGGUCAUCCAUUAUAUCCAAUGGAUCAAACAGUUUCUUAUCAAUCACCGGCUGUUGUAUUUCCUCAAUGGUCACCUAUGUCAGCAGCGCAAAUUCUUCCUCAACAAGCUCCAAAUCAACAACAACAACAACCACCAACAAUUGUUUCCGGUCCACCACAACAUGCACAUCAUCCAGCUCAUCAUCAAAUGUACGCGCAAGCACAACUUCGACAGCC
Messenger RNA from Adineta ricciae, 224 nucleotides. The record is from the annotation of a GenBank genome assembly. NCBI's taxonomy places the organism in Eukaryota, Metazoa, Rotifera, Eurotatoria, Adinetida, Adinetidae.